AUGCGCGCGGCCCGGAGCAAGUCGGCUUCGCUGGCCUCGCUCAACGGCGCCAAGGACCGCCCCAGUAUCGGUGUGCCCGCCGCACCACAGAAGCACGUCCAGGAGGCUCGCGCAGCGCUGUCCGCGGCGCGUACCACGCUCGGCGUCAUCGCCAACCCACAGGCUACCGGCGUUGUCCUCACCCGCGUCAACUCUUGCUCGGCCGCACACCGCGCCGGCCUUCGCAAGGGCGACGUUAUCAAGUACGUCGACAUCUUCCCGCGCGACGACGAGGACGCAGUCCUCGACCGCAUCAUUUCGCACGACCCGCUCGAGCUCCUCAACUCGUCCAUCCAUAUCGGGCCGGAGCCCGAGUCAGUCUCAAUUGCCGUCCGCUCGCACUCAGACUUGCGCAACCUUCUCGACAUCACCUUCCCAGGCGAGCACCAGCGGUUCCACAUCAUUCGCUACGCCGAGGACGUGGUCGUUGACGUUGUCUUUGGCGCCAAGGGUAUGACUAUGCAAAAGGUGGCCGACUACCGCUCUGCCGCCGGUGACCGCUGGGUUCAUGCCAUGGAGGCCAAGAAGAAGCCCGUCGACUACGCCACGCUCUUCACACGCGCCGCAUACACAGCAGAGCGCGAGGAGAUGCACACAUCGUCGUCUGACUCACGCGAGCUCAUUCGCUCGCUCUCGGGCUCCAUUCAGCCACUCGCCACUGACUCGCUCGCCAGGAACUCUGCCGCCGCGGACGUCGCCCAGCAUGCGCUCGGCGGCGAGCUCUUUGCCGAGGCCCGCUCUCUCGGCGAGCUUUCCCACUCGAUUGCCGCCUCGAUGCUCACCGACGCCUCACUCACUUGCCUCCUCGACGAGCUCCUUGUCCGCGAUCUCAACUCGCUCGGCUUCAAGCCUUACGUCUCUCGGCUGUCAGCCCGUGGUGCCGAGCGGCGUGCUCGCUUCAUCAUCGGCGGCAUCCCAGUCCACCUCCGGGUCUCGCCUACCCGUCACCGCAUGCUCGAUGUCGCCGAAAUUGACGCCCAGAUCUCGACCGGCCGCGCCGCCUCGCCCACCCGUCCGCCCUCAGUCCUCGAGACCCGCACCGCCUUCCGCGCCCCCUCCGGCGUCCACACCUCGGGCCUUGACGACACGCUACCCUGGAAGACGUGGGCAGAUUUUGUUGCCGACCACAUGGCCGAGUUUAUCACCGACUCAACCCUCUGCACAGGCUGCGGCCGCGUCUUCCCGCCAAACUCAGAGGUGCUCAUGGUGUGCGGCCUCCCGUACCAUGUGCCAUGCGCCCGCUGUCUCGAGUGCCAGCGCCCGCUGCAGGAGACCGGCGUCGUCCCGCCGCCACCGUUCCCGGCGGCCCACCCAGAUGCCGCUGGCGACGAGGUCGUCCGUCCCGACCCGGGAGCCCUUUUUGCACCUGCCGUCCGCUCGCGCCUCGCCACCACCGCUCCAUCGCGCGCUCAUGCUCACGGUCGGUCUGUCGGCCUCUACUGCCCCUCGGACUGGUUCUUCAAGUUUGGCACAAAGUGCGCUCGCUGCGCCGUCACUGUGACGGACUCGCAGCAUGUCGUUGCCCUCCGCCGCCUCUGGCACGCUGAAUGCUGGAAGUGCACCGCUUGCGACGUCGCUUUUACCCGCGAUGCCCGCGUCGCCGCCCACUCGGCCCAACCUGCCCGUCCACGGCCAGACCUGUCGCGGAGUCUUCUUCCCGUCCACGUCUCACCGACCAUCUCUGGCCUCGGGCCGUGCCUCGGCCUGCGAGCGCCCGACGCUCCGGCUCAUGCCUGGCCGCUACUUCCAUUCUGCGAAGACUGCUCAGACGCCCUCGCGUGCGCUGCCUGCAACGGCGUCGCAUCGCCCACCGGCGGCCCAGACCCGCUCCUCACCGUCACCUUGCUCGACUCUCUUCCCACCACUUCGCCACUUCGGAACUCAAACUCGGACGAAGAGGCCCCGCCCGUCGCUGGUCCGGGCCCGGUCUCGUCCAAGCUCCAUGCCUCGUGCUUCAUGGCACUCGUCGAGGAAAUCGACAGCGGCGAGCGUCCGCAGUGUGUCGCCUGCGGCCAGCCGUGCCUCGACGGCAUCGACGCCCUCGGCGGCCUCUUCCAUCGCAAGUGUUUUACCUGCGCCAACUGCAAGCUCCCGGUCGACUUUGACGAAUGCUUUGUCUUUCGCGGGGUGCCGUACUGCUCGCGGCGCCUGUGCAAGGCCACCGUCCCUACCUCCAUCUACUCGAUGCCAGCGCCGAUCGUCCGCAACCGCCCCUCCUACUCGUACUCGACCACGCCGUCUUCGUAUCUCUCCUACUCGUCCGAUGGAGACGGCGGCAACGAGCACGACCCACGCUCGCAGACGAAUGCGAACCAGCCGCAUGCCUCGGACUACUCGGACUUCUACUCGUACUCGAACGACUAUUCGAACGCCGUCGUCUACGUCAAGCCACAACUCGCCGACUAUCACCAGAAUCGCGGCCGCGCCGGCUUUUUCUCCUCGUUUGUAUCCUUUGAGUGGGGCACAGACCUUGCGCGCACCCGAUCGCGGCCCAUGCUUGCCCGCACGCCGAGCAGGCGCUAG
Messenger RNA from Thecamonas trahens ATCC 50062, 2562 nucleotides. RefSeq lists its product as uncharacterized. The coding region runs from base 1 to 2562 and encodes 853 amino acids. The transcript has a single exon. Gene Ontology annotation, cellular component: cytoplasm. Gene Ontology annotation, biological process: actin cytoskeleton organization. Lineage: Eukaryota; Apusomonadida; Apusomonadidae. The record is from RefSeq and is a predicted model, not a curated record. Gene Ontology annotation, molecular function: protein binding.